AUGAAGGUGGGUAAAUCCUCGGGGCUUGACGAGAUGUAUCCCAGGUUGCUGUGCAAGACAACAGAGAAGAGUGUUGGGGCACUGCCAGAGACAAUUAAGCGUUCACUGGUUAGUGCGAACUUGGUGGCGAUUGUGAUCCUAUCCCGGGGAAAGUGCGGUCUCUCCAAAUGUGUCACUCAUUAUCUGGUGGGAAUGGCAGCGGCCGAUCUCCUGGUCGUUAUCCCGGAUCCGCUGCUGAAGUGGACUGCUGAGAUUUAUUUUCCCCGAUCAUUCUUGUUCAUCACUCCCGUGUGCAGACUCCGUCAAUGGUUGAUAUUUGCGAGCACUGCGACCUCCGUCUGGCUGACUGUCGCUUUCACCGCCGAUCGAUUUGUAGCGAUUUGCUGUCAGAAGCUGAAAACAAAAUAUUGCACCGAGAGAACGGCGGCUGUGAUUAUGGGGACAGUGAGUGCGCUGGCCUGUUUGGAGACUGUCCCCUGGUACUUUGCAUAUGAGCGUAGAGAAAUAAUUGAUGGUGUUCCUUGGUUUUGUGUUCUCUCAUCGAGCUACAAAAUCUCUCUAUCAUGGGCGGCAUUUCAGAUGUUUCACCGUAUUUUAACCCCCUGUGUCGCUUUCUUUCUGAUUUUGCUGUUCAAUAUUCAGACUGUCAGGAGGAUUCUGGCAGCCAGUCGAGCCCGCAGGGGGCUCCGGGGACAAAAGAGUGGAGAGAAUGACAAGGACCGGGAGAUGGAGAACCGACAUAAAUCCAUCGUUUUGCUUUUCAGCAUAACCGCUAGUUUCAUAUUGUUGUGGGUAACACAGGUGGUAUUUUAUAUCUACCAACGGAUUUCAAAGAGUUUUGUUUAUUCUGUCACGGAUCCCCGUUACAUCACAGCAGAGACAGCGGGAAUGCUGCAAGUUCUGAGUUCCUGCACCAACACGUGUAUUUACGCCCUGACUCAGAGCAAAUUCCGAGAGGAACUCAAGAAUGCGUUGAAAUAUCCAUUGAAUCGGAUUUUGAAACUUAUGAAACUUCAGAAAUAA
Molecule: messenger RNA, 1023 nt
Organism: Mobula hypostoma (lesser devil ray)
Lineage: Eukaryota; Metazoa; Chordata; Chondrichthyes; Myliobatiformes; Myliobatidae
Product: probable G-protein coupled receptor 139
Exons: 2
Coding region: 1-1023 (340 amino acids)
Biological process (GO): phospholipase C-activating G protein-coupled receptor signaling pathway
Cellular component (GO): plasma membrane
Molecular function (GO): G protein-coupled receptor activity
Source: RefSeq, a predicted model, not a curated record